Messenger RNA from Parnassius apollo (apollo), 264 nucleotides. The record is from the annotation of a GenBank genome assembly. Lineage: Eukaryota; Metazoa; Arthropoda; Insecta; Lepidoptera; Papilionidae.
AUGCCCCGCUGCCUGGACACCGACCUGCUCUGGGAGUUGCUGGACUUUGAGGCGUGGCACCUUCGAGCUCACGAUCUUCACGCGAGUAUGCUGAAAAAGAUAGCGGCACUGGAAGUGCAAGAUGUUCAACAGCCGGGUGCACCGCACACGGCUCAUGGCCAAUUCAACCCUGCGCUCGAGUGUACGAGACUGAGUGAAAUCAACUAUAGAACACGUCCCACACCUAGGAGAUACGCCAAGGACAGCCACGGAAACGACCUCUGA